AUGGCUCCCGCCUAUAAACUCCUCUCGACAGCCGACCCGGACGAAGCGCAGCCCGAGUCCACCAGCAAGCCCCGCCGCACCAAGAAACUUCUCUUUCACUUCGUUGCCGCCGCCGCGGUCAUGUACGCAGUAUUCUACGGGGUCAGACUCCUUGCGCGGAGCAGCAAGCGGUUCGGGUCUGGCUGCCGUACGGGUGCUGGCAUGCGCAACCUCUCGUCGCUCCCGACGCACUACACUCUGCCCUCGGGAGACAAGAUCCCUUCGGUCGCACUGGGCGUUUGGCAGGCCGGUCAAGGCGAAGUCGGCGCUGCAGUCAAGGCCGCGUUGAGCGCGGGCUAUAGGCACAUUGACGGCGCAUGGAUCUACAGGAACGAGGAAGAGGUCGGGCAGGCUAUCAGGGAAAGCGGCGUGCCCCGCGACGAGCUGUGGAUCACUUCCAAGCUGUGGAACACUUUCCAUGCCCCGGAGGACGUCGAGGCUUCACUGGAUGAGAGCCUCCAGAAGCUCGACACUGAGUAUCUCGACCUCUACUUGAUGCACUGGCCGGUUGCUUUCAAGAAAGGCACGACCACCCUUGACCCGGAGCUCACUGCGAACCCUUACCCGACGUGGCAGAAGCUCGAGGAGCUGGUUGAUAAGGGCAAGGUCCGCAACAUUGGCAUCAGCAACUUCAACAUUGCAAGGAUCAAGAACUUGACGGCGAACGAGCUUAAGUACAAGCCGGCCGUGAACCAGGUCGAGCUGAACUACUUCAACCCACAGCCUGAGCUGCUCGAGUGGAGCAAGGAGAACGGACUGCUCCUCGAGGCGUACUCCCCGCUUGGCAGUAACAAGCAAGUGAAAGAGGCCUUAUCCCUGCCAGAGGUAACGGCCAUCGCAAAACAGCUCGAUAUCACUCCCGCGCAGGUCAUCAUCUCUUGGCACGUCCAGAGGGGGACUAUCGUACUUCCUAAGAGCGUCACCCCUUCGCGCGUCGAGGAGAACUAUCACAUCUAUGCCCUCCCUCAGGAUCUGUUCGAGAAGCUCGAGGAGGCAGCGACUUCGCACCCUCCCCAGCGUGUCGUGAAUCCUUCGAAGGGCUGGGGUCUCGACUUUGACGUCUUCGACGAAUAUCCUCAGUAG
Messenger RNA from Sparassis crispa, 1122 nucleotides. Its product is annotated as Glycerol 2-dehydrogenase (NADP(+)). The coding region runs from base 1 to 1122 and encodes 373 amino acids. The transcript is spliced from 10 exons. Gene Ontology annotation, molecular function: aldose reductase (NADPH) activity. The record is from RefSeq and is a predicted model, not a curated record. Gene Ontology annotation, cellular component: cytosol. NCBI's taxonomy places the organism in Eukaryota, Fungi, Basidiomycota, Agaricomycetes, Polyporales, Sparassidaceae.